AUGCCGUCGCUUCCCACGCUCAAGUCAACGGACAGGCUCGUCAACAAGGCUGCUUAUGAGGCCUCCUCCAAGGAAGCCGCCAAGUGGCUUCCCCUCGUGCAGCAGAACCGCCAGGCUCCAACUCUCAACCUCAUCGACGAGAUGCCGGCGGCUUAUGAGGCCUCCUCAAAGGAGGCGGCCAAGUGGCUGCCACUAGUCCAGCAGAACCGGCAGGCUCCAACUCUCAACCUCAUUGACGAGAUGCCGGCCCUCCCCACGCUCAAGUCAACGGACAGGCUGGUCAACAAGUUCCGGCCACAGUCAGAGAUGGAAAAGGAGGUGGCUGCUGCGCUGGCGGCGGCGGGUGUUGGGGACGACAGGAAGAUAGCCCACGGGGAGGCACUUGCUCUCAACAAGUCAACGGACAGGCUCGUCAACAAGAUCCGGCCACAGUCGGAGAUGGAAAAGGAGGUGGCUGCUGCAGGGGUGCCUCCUCGCUCUCUCUUCACCCUCCUCUCACUCCCCACACUCAAGUCAACGGACGGGCUGGUCAACAAGUUCAGGCCACAGUCGGAGAUGGAGAGGCAGGUGGCUGCUGCUCUGGCCCCUGCAGGGGUGGGGGACGACAGGCGAAUCGCCCAUGGAGAGGCACUGGCUCUCAACAAUAUGUCAGUGGAAGAAGCGAGGGAGAGGAUGAACCGACUAGCCAAGAUGCGGUCGCUGCUGCUGCAGCACGAAGCCAAGGCGAAGCGAGUCAAGAAAAUCAAGUCCAAAACCUUCCACAAGAUGGAAAGGAAGGUGGAAGAGAGGAAGAGAAAGAAGGGGCUUGCAGCGGGAGGGGAAGGAGGCGGAGAGGAGGAGUGGGAGGAUAAGGAAGCAGCGAGAGAAGCUGCGAUAAAGCAGGAGUAUUUACGCGCUAAGGAGCGAAUGACCCUUCGGCAUAAGAACACUUCCAAGUGGGCGAAGAGGAUAAUAGAGAGGGGAAUGGCGGCUAAAUCGGCGGUUGGAGGGCAGGGGACGAGGGAGGCGAUAGCAGAGCAGCUGAGAACGCAUGCCUUGCUGACUAGAAAGAUUCAUUCGGCGACGAUUGGGAGAGGGGAGGAGGAUGAAGAGGAGGAGGAUGGGGAGGGGGAGGGGGAGUGGGGAGAGGAGGGGAGUGGGGAGGAGUCUGGGGGGAGUGAGGGGGAGGGAGGAGGGGAAGGAAGGGGAGGGGAGAAGGAGGGGAGGCGGCUGGUGGCGAGUGCUAAGGCGAGAAUCCUGAGGGCGUUGGAAGGGAAAGGGGGAGGGGGGGAUGGGGGGGAGGGAGGGGAGGGGGACGGGGCGACGAAGACUGGCCUCUUUGCGUUGCCGUUUAUGGCUAAAGCUAUUGAGAGGAGGAGAUUAGAGGCUCAGAAAGAGGCUAUAGAGGCGAUUAAAGACCUGGAGGAGGGGUUGGAAGGGAAGGGGUAUGGGAGCGGGGAGGAUGGGGCGGCCAUGGGGGGAAAGGGGGGAGGUGGAAGCGGGGGUGAUGGGUGGGGCGGGGGAGGAGGCUGGGGAGAGGAGGAGGAUGAGGGAGAGAGGGUGGGAGGAGGGAGGAGGGUGUUUGGGAAUUUGGGAGAGAGAGUAGUGGGAGGGGAGGGGCAGGAGGAGAGAGACGAGUGGGCGGCCGUGAGAGAGGGGGAAGGGGAGGAGGGAGAGGAGGAGGAGGGAGGGAGAGGCAACGGGGGAUGGGGAGAGGGUAGAAUGCUGAAAGAGGAACGGGAGGCAGCACGGCAGGUGAAGGCGAUGCUUGGCGCGGGAAAAGGGUUCUCCUUCACAGGGUUACCCGUUGCUGACGACUCUGCAUCAGCCCCUGUAGAUGUGUCUGUGCCGCCACCUGAAGGGGAUUUGGAGGCUUUGCUGCGCCACACAGGGGGUGGAGGGGAGAAGGGGGUGGGUAAAAAUGGGAUGAGGGUGGAGGGAGGGGAGGAGGAAGAGGAGGAUGAGGAAGGGAGAGAGGAGAGGAGGGCAGGCGGGGGUGAGGGGGGAGAGAGGGGGAAGGGGAGAGUCAGGGCGAAGGGAGGAGAAGGGGGGAAGAGGGGUGAUGGUUUUGGUAAUGGUGCUGUGGGUGUUAUGCAGGGUGACUCUAGCGAGAGUGAGAGGGAGGAUGGGGAGGAGGAUAUAGACGAUGGAGUGGCUUAUAACGAGGGGAUGCGUUUUGAGGGUAAGGCGGGUGCUUAUAUGGAGGAUGACGCAUGGGGAGAAGGUGCAGGGGAGAGGGUGGAGAGGGGGGCAGGAGUGGGAAUGGAGGAAGUGGAGGAGGAGGAGGAGGGGGGGAGGGGAGAAACAGGUGAUGACGUGGCAGCAGAGUUCGAGGCAGAGAAAGAGCGGGUGGUGGACAAGGAGGUGGGGAGAGAGGAGGGGCCGGUGACGCUGCCCGGGUGGGGGCAGUGGGAGGAGGUGCAGAGGCGCAAGGGGGCGCCGAAGUGGAUCGAGGAGGAGAGGGAGAAGGCGAAGAGGAGGCGGAUGGACGCGGUGAAACAGAGGGCGGAUUCGAAGCUGACGCAUGUGAUUGUAUCUGAGAAGGACAAUAAGAAGAUCGAGAAGUUUUUUGUGCCCGAGCUGCCUAACAUGUUCCGCAAUCGGGCAGAGUACGCACGCAGCAUCCGCAACCCCAUUGGCCGGGACUUCAACACGGAAGCAGCGUUCCGCUCCAUGACCCGCCCAGCUGUCAUGAAGCCAGUGGGGGUGGUCAUCCCACCCGUCAGAUACGUCAAGAAUGCACAGCCCGCUGAUGAGGAGCCAGCAAAGAAAAAGGCCAAGGGAGGGGAGAAGGGGAAGGGAGGGGAGAAGGGCAAGAGAGGAGAGAAGGGCAAGGGCAACCACUGCAAUAAGCAUGCGAGAGGAAAGGGUGGCGGUGGUGGUGGCGGUGGGAAUGGUGGUGGGAAGGGAAAGGGGGUGGCACGAGCGAACCAUGCUAAGGGCCAUGUGAAGCCUUCCAAAUAG
This is a messenger RNA of Closterium sp. Yama58-4, 2943 nucleotides long. NCBI's taxonomy places the organism in Eukaryota, Viridiplantae, Streptophyta, Zygnematophyceae, Desmidiales, Closteriaceae. The record is from the annotation of a GenBank genome assembly.